AGGGUUUCGGAACAUUCCCUGCACGUUGCAUCUCGGGAUCUCUUUCGCGACGAUUUUUGUUGAUUCGUUUGUUUACGCAUUGUGCCGUAUCGCGUGCGUGCGUGCAUGCGUGUUUGCUCGCGCGUGCACCGUGCCGUCGUGUUGUGCCGUGAAAUACGACCCGUUCCCCGUUCUGCACGAGCAAGAUGCCCAGCAAAAAGAAAAAAUACAACGCCCGUUUUCCAGCGGGGCGCAUCAAGAAGAUCAUGCAGACGGACGAGGAGGUCGGAAAGGUUGCUCAGGCAGUGCCGAUUAUAAUCUCUAGGACUCUGGAAUUAUUCGUACACUCUUUGCUGACCAAGACGAUGCAGAUUACAAGCGCCAAAAAUGCCAAGACUCUAAGUCCAUCUCACAUGAAACAGUGCAUCCUAUCGGAGAGUCGAUUCGACUUCCUCAAGGAUCUGGUGAAAUCUUUACCCGACGUGUCUGGCCCCGAUGACGAAGUGCCUACGUCGCCAGAGACUCCCACGCCUUCGCAGAUCAAUGUACCAAACGCACCCAUAGCGUGUCCAACUGUGACGCAACAUCCUGACCCGCUAGAGUAUCAGAAGCAGCUGGGAUUGCCGAUCGGCGCUGACGCGAGCACGAAUCACAGAAACGCGAAAGACAACCGAUCAGCGAGCAAUCCAAAUUCUGCUGAUCGGAGGAUCGCGUCGGAGGAGCACUCGCAAGUUCCAGAGUUCCAGAUGUCCAUGUCCGACUCCUUUCGAAUUAGCCAACCAAACUUUUAUAUGGAAGUUAACGCGAGUGCGAGCACUCAACCAACAUCGAACUUCGCUCAUACUGCCAACAUCGAUGAGGAUUACGAUACAUAGUAAUCGGCUUCACCGAGUCUAGCUAAAAUCUUUGUACACGUGGCGCGCACGAAAGAAUAGGCAGUGGGCGCGCGUGUGUGUGGACGCACGGAUCAAAAAUAUCUUUCAAUUGCUCACACCACUCGUUGAUUAGCUUGAUAGUCUUCUGAUAUUUUCAGAUUGAAGCAAUCGUACUCGUGUCCGCUUUGUACAGAGUGUCGGAACUAUCAUAAUUACUAUGAUAAUUAUCUGAAUUAUUUAAUAUAAAAAAAUGUUUUAUUUUUUGAGACAUCUAUUUUAAGAAAGUUUAAUCAAAAUAUGUUGGUUUAUUUAAUCCAUAUUUAAUUAAGUUUAAUUAAAAUACAGACCAAUACGUGACUUUUAAAAGAAUUUUUAUCCGGAUAUUAAAUUAAUAAAUUGCGCAGAUGUCCCUCAUUUAGUCACCGUUUACAGUCGACGUGCGUACAUUGAUAGCGUUUUUCGCGCCAUUCUGUACCCAUUCAUACGUUACAAUUACGUAAAAUAUCAAGUUUGCCAAAUUUAGUUUUUCAAUUAAUAGAAGUAACGUUUGCAUAGAUUGUACAUAAUAUAUAAGGUUUAUUUUAAAUGAUACUUUAAGUUGUAUUUUUUCAGAGACGGAGGACUAUUUGCUCGAGACAGCGUUAAUAUUGCAUGUGUGCUCAUAAACAUGUCGCGUAAUCGUUGUAUUCAAUUGUGAAAUCGUUUAUAUGAGCACAAUUGUGUAUUGUACCUUAUUAAUCGCAAAGUAUAUUUAGACGAGGAAACCUAUAGGAAAGCGAAGGCAAUGUUGACGUCUCAAUAUUUGCGUUUCGUUGAUACUGUAUAUAUGCAAUUAAUGUUGCAUGCACGUUUUAUUUAUGCAUCAUCGUCUCAAUGUUGCAGCAUCUGUUAUUUGCUUUCCUUUCUUGUCCUUACGAUUUCAAGGCCAAUCCAAAUUUAGAUCGACGAAAUUUAUUUCCCGAAAUUUCACGCCGCGAAGUGACUGAAUAUUUUUUCAAACAAAUGGAAGACUACGACGAUAGGAUGGCGUUAGAUUUUUUAAUUAUAUGCGUUAAUUAAUAUGUCCAAAUCCAAUAAGAAUAUGUUAAUAAGCGAUUUUAUUAUUAAUAAAUUAUAAUCGACUACAAAUUUUACAACAUUCGAAAAUAAUCCUUUCUCAUUUCGUAAUUGAGUUAUACCUGAAUACAUAUGUGUGUGUAUGUAUGUACAUACACACUGUGGAAUAAAGAGCUUACCUAU
This is a messenger RNA of Ooceraea biroi (clonal raider ant), 2093 nucleotides long. It is a transcript of the gene NC2alpha, whose product is annotated as negative cofactor 2 alpha. NCBI's taxonomy places the organism in Eukaryota, Metazoa, Arthropoda, Insecta, Hymenoptera, Formicidae. Gene Ontology annotation, cellular component: nucleus; negative cofactor 2 complex. Gene Ontology annotation, molecular function: protein heterodimerization activity; core promoter sequence-specific DNA binding; RNA polymerase II general transcription initiation factor activity. Gene Ontology annotation, biological process: transcription by RNA polymerase II. The record is from RefSeq and is a predicted model, not a curated record.